Molecule: messenger RNA, 576 nt
Organism: Hyaloperonospora brassicae
Lineage: Eukaryota; Oomycota; Peronosporomycetes; Peronosporales; Peronosporaceae
Source: the annotation of a GenBank genome assembly
AUGACCAGCGACAGACGCCCGACCGCCACCUGCGCGUCCGACGACAGUCUUGACGCGGACCUCGUGCUGGUGUGCCGCCCGCCCGCGUCCGACUUUUGCUCGCGCUUUGUGCCGCGCGGCGCGUGCGCUGCUGUGGCAGAUGGGACGACGUUCCACGUGCGCGUCCCGUCGUUCCGAGGGACGCGCGAGGGGGUUGUCACGUACGCGCUGGAGCUGCAGACGGGCCACGAGCCGCCGCACACGUUCGGGUUGGAGCGCCACUUCUCGGAGUUUGUCGCGUGGGCGGCAGCGGUCAACCGGCAGCUCCUGCGCCGAGAGGAGACGGAGUGGGGGACGCCAUUCCAGUGGCAGGUGCCGGCCAAGACGUUCUUCCGCGUGACGAGCGCCGAGGCGCUGGACGAGCGGCGGCGGCGCAGUGCGAAGGAGGAGGACGUGGGCGGGGGAGAAGCCGAUGAUGAGGUGCAGAGCGGAGGAAGGCGGAGGUGCACGCGCGCCCAGUUCCGUAUCCGCUGCAGCAGUCGCACAAACAGAGCGUCACGCACUGCUCUCCAUCGCCGGCAGCAGUCGACUCACUGA